AUGGUAUUAUCCAACGUUCUAACAAACUUGGUUCGUUCAAAACCAGUUUUAAAUUCUGCAAAAAAAAAUGGGGUUCUUUUCUUAAAGACCACUCUAUUAUCAAGGACAACCCCAAUAAAUUAUUCCAUGAGAUCUGCCUCUACCUUCAAUAGGACUAAGCCUCAUGUUAACAUCGGUACAAUUGGUCAUGUCGACCAUGGUAAAACCACCUUGACUGCUGCUAUUACAAAAACAUUAGCUAAGACUGGUGGUGCUGAUUUCUUAGAUUACGCUUCUAUUGAUAAAGCCCCUGAAGAAAGAGCUCGUGGUAUCACUAUUUCUACUGCCCAUGUUGAAUACGAAACUGCAAAGAGACAUUACUCCCACGUCGACUGUCCAGGCCAUGCCGAUUAUAUUAAGAAUAUGAUCACUGGUGCUGCCCAAAUGGAUGGUGCCAUUAUUGUCGUUGCUGCAACAGAUGGUCAAAUGCCACAAACUAGAGAACAUUUGUUAUUAGCUAGACAAGUCGGUGUUCAAAAGAUCGUUGUUUUCGUCAACAAGGUUGAUACUAUUGACGAUCCAGAAAUGUUAGAGUUAGUUGAAAUGGAAAUGAGAGAACUAUUGACCCAGUAUGGUUUCGAUGGUGACAAUGCUCCAAUUAUUAUGGGCUCUGCUUUGUGUGCUCUGGAAGAUAGAAAUCCAGAGAUUGGUGAAAAGGCUAUUUUGAAACUUUUGGACGCUAUUGACGAAUAUAUCCCUACCCCAGAAAGAGACUUAGACAAACCUUUCUUGAUGCCUGUAGAAGACAUUUUCUCUAUCUCUGGUAGAGGUACUGUCGUCACCGGUAGAGUUGAAAGAGGCCAUUUAAAGAAAGGUGAAGAAGUAGAAAUUGUGGGUCACAACAAAACUCCAUUGAAAACUACUGUCACUGGCAUUGAGAUGUUUAGAAAGGAAUUGGAUGAAGCCAUGGCUGGUGAUAACGCUGGUUUAUUAUUAAGAGGUAUCAGAAGAGACCAAAUAAAGAGAGGUAUGAUCUUGGCCAAGCCAGGUACUGUUAAAGCCCACACCAAAAUGUUAGCAUCUCUUUACAUUCUAUCUAAGGAUGAAGGUGGUAGACACUCUGGUUUUGGUGAAAACUACAGACCACAAUUAUACAUCAGAACUGCCGAUGUCACCGGUGUCUUAAGAUUCCCAUCUGAAAUUGAAGAUCACUCCAAGCAAGUUAUGCCAGGUGACAAUGUCGAAAUGGAAAUUGAAUUAAUUCACCCAACUCCAAUGGAAGUUGGCCAACGUUUCAACAUUAGAGAAGGUGGUAAGACUGUUGGUACCGGCUUAGUCACUAGAAUUCUUGAAUAA
Molecule: messenger RNA, 1335 nt
Organism: Arxiozyma heterogenica
Lineage: Eukaryota; Fungi; Ascomycota; Saccharomycetes; Saccharomycetales; Saccharomycetaceae
Gene: TUF1
Product: translation elongation factor Tu
Exons: 1
Coding region: 1-1335 (444 amino acids)
Biological process (GO): mitochondrial translational elongation
Cellular component (GO): mitochondrion
Molecular function (GO): GTP binding; translation elongation factor activity; GTPase activity
Source: RefSeq, a predicted model, not a curated record